Molecule: messenger RNA, 873 nt
Organism: Lodderomyces pseudojiufengensis
Lineage: Eukaryota; Fungi; Ascomycota; Pichiomycetes; Serinales; Debaryomycetaceae
Product: dolichyl-diphosphooligosaccharide-protein glycotransferase
Exons: 1
Coding region: 1-873 (290 amino acids)
Biological process (GO): protein N-linked glycosylation
Cellular component (GO): oligosaccharyltransferase complex; membrane
Source: RefSeq, a predicted model, not a curated record
AUGAGAUUCUCACCCAUAGCAUUAAUAAGUUUGCUUGCUACAUCUGCAAUUGCAAAGGGCGUUGUGACUGGUAAAAUAUCAAAUACAAACAGUGGUCAAAGCAUACAUUUUGGAGAAAUUGAUACUCAAGUCAUAAAAACAUUACCAAUCCACUCACCUAAAGACAUAAUAGAAAUUGACUUAAAAAACCUGGAUAUUAAGAAUAAACAACCUGAACAAAUAAUGAUCAGUUUAUCAGAUAAUUUGAAACCAAGCAUUGUUACUCAUUUUGUGCCAACGGUGAAAGACGACACAAUUAAAUUGAAAAUUAGGGCAAGUUCGAUUCCAGAACUCUUGAAAACCAAAGAAUCUUUAGCAUUAAGCUUGAUCAUUGGGGAUUCCUCAGGUGAUUCAAAUUUGAUUAAAAGAUUAGGUGAAUUGAUUCCAAGUCAAGAAUUUAAACUUUCAAGUAACUAUAAAAGCAAACCAAAGUUUGGAGUUCAACCUGAGAUACAUCAUAUUUUUAAAGAAGACGAGAAAACCAUAAAUCCAAUAAUUCCUACCAUAUUCAUUGGUUUUGCAACAUUUUUAUUUUUAGCAUUGUUGGGUUCAUGGUUUGGUUUCAUUGGAGCAAAUAAUCUUUUCUUCAAAACAUUUAACAGAACAUCAAUUGGUCAAAUAUCUCAUAACAUAUUAUUUUUCUCAUCGCUAAUUGGAUUCGAGUUCAAUUUUGUCAAAUAUUAUUUAGGGCAAUCGAUUUUUACUACAUUAUUUUAUGGUUUCGUAUUAAGUUUUCCAUGCUAUUACUUUGGCUUAAGCGUUUUGACCUACUUAGGCAAGAAUCGUUUAAACUCAACUAAAAUCAAAAAAUCCAAAACAUCAUCCAAGAAUUAA